Molecule: messenger RNA, 877 nt
Organism: Vigna radiata var. radiata (mung bean)
Lineage: Eukaryota; Viridiplantae; Streptophyta; Magnoliopsida; Fabales; Fabaceae
Exons: 5
Coding region: 29-877 (282 amino acids)
Biological process (GO): lipid metabolic process
Source: RefSeq, a predicted model, not a curated record
CUUCUGGUUUGCAUUCCAGUGCAAAAAGAUGAUACUGUCCAGAGCGAUUAAGAAGGCUGCGGGGAAGCUUGAAAAAAGGCCAGCUGAGGCGCCCAAAACAUCCAUGGACAUGGUCUUCACCUUAGCAGAAGCCAUUAGGUUCGGUUAUGCAGAGACACUCGGCAAAUGGGACCUCUCCGACCUCUUAGACUUACCUAGAGCCAUCAUCCAUGGUAUCAUGGAAAAGGGUAAGAAAACACUUGCAAUCGAAUGUAAAGAAAGAGAUGAUUGUGUGCAACUCACAGACCCCGAAUUAUUAAAGGAAUUGUAUGACCUCAAAAAAUGCUUGACACGCACCAUGCUUUUCAGCAAUAGACGCUUUCGUUCCUUUCUAUUUGCUGCUGGAUUCGUCAAGGAAGAUGUUGUCCUAAGGAAGAGAAGAGCUCGGAUUCUGAAGCCUGCUUUCACAGUGAUACGUGAUAAAGAAUCAAAAUGUUUGUUUGUGUUCAUCCGUGGAACUCAGGAAGGAAAAGACUUGUUGACAGAUGUUAUCGGUGCUCCCGUGUCCUUCAAUCAUUUCGUUUGCAGUGAUGGUGAGCUGAAGAGGAACAACGUGAUUUCAGGACAUGGGCACCGUGGAAUGGUUGCUUCGGCUCGUUGGAUCAAAAAGCACUGCACUCCUAAACUUCUGGAUGAACUUCGUCACUACCCCGAUUUCCAAGUCAAGAUCGUUGGGCACUCACUUGGUGGUGGUACUGCUGCAUUAUUGACAUACAUGCUUAGAGAAAUUAAACAAUUCGCUUCGUGCACUUGUGUCACCUUUGGAUCAGGCAUCUGCCUGUAUGUCAAUGGAAAUGGCGGAAUUCGGGAAGCCCUUUAUCACUUCCAUUGUGAAUAG